This is a messenger RNA of Episyrphus balteatus (marmalade hoverfly), 782 nucleotides long. RefSeq names its product DNL-type zinc finger protein-like. Gene Ontology annotation, cellular component: mitochondrion. The record is from RefSeq and is a predicted model, not a curated record. The transcript has a single exon. Bases 187 to 681 code for a protein of 164 amino acids. Lineage: Eukaryota; Metazoa; Arthropoda; Insecta; Diptera; Syrphidae. Gene Ontology annotation, molecular function: zinc ion binding; protein-folding chaperone binding. Gene Ontology annotation, biological process: protein stabilization; protein import into mitochondrial matrix; protein folding.
UGACAUCUGUUUUCCCUCGUCGUCCUUGAAAGGGGUGCAAAAUAAAAAAAAUUCACUCUACUUUGCUUUUCCAACUUUUCUUCUGUUCCAAAAAUAACUUUAAAACUAACCUAAGCUUUAUAAUUUGUAUACAGCAAAUUAAAAUUUUACAAUAAACAAUGUUGUGAUAUACCUUUUCAGUAAAAAAUGAACACUCUCCGACAAAUAUUUAGCGCUCGAACGCUAGCUGCUCUAAGGCAAAACAGCCUAUUCAACAACUUACCCUUGGAUGGCAAUGCAACUCCUGCUAACCAUCUGAGCACUGCAGCAACAGCCAAUUUGAACAAUAGUUUUCUUCCAAAAGAACUACUCAACACUUCACUCCUCAAGUCAACCACACAAUUAGGACUUGGCAAUGAGUCUUUUUUGAAGAACAUCCAACAACUUGAUCGCAAAUUGGAGAUCGCCUAUCUUUGUAAAAUUUGCAACACUAGAAACUUGAAAACUGUUUCUGAAGCUGCAUACAACAAAGGAGUGGUUAUUCUGCAAUGUGAUGGAUGCUCUACAACUCACUUGAUUGUCGAUAACCUCGGAUGGUUUGCCAAUUGCAAAGGUAAAAGUGUCAAUCAAGUUAUUGCAGAGAAGAGCGAAUUUGUCCGUAAAAUCGUGGUGAACGAAAAAGGCGAAUUACUUAAGAACUAAAAUGUGAUUUUUAUUGUCAUUUUAACGAAUUGUUGUGUAGUUUUAAAAAUAAAAUUUGAUUUUAAUAAAAUUGAAAUUGAAUGAUGACAUAACACAAGAAA